AGGUUUGUUGUGGCUGAGGGGAGGUCGGCUAAACCAGGGAAGUCAGGAUUGGAGCCUCUAGCUUUUGAGGGUUUAUGUGUGCAUGGGUGGGGUAACGGUUUGGUACCCGACGCCCCCACCCGCAGAGACUAGGCUAUAAAUAGCGAGGCAGAGCUCCGCCCCCCCCCCCCAGCCAGCCUCUCUCCUCCCGAGCCGGCGCUGUGCCCGGGGCGCACCGGGAGGAGGGACCAGGAUUCUGUGCCCAGGCGCAGAUACUGACACCAAGGGAAUCCGGGUGCCCCCCCUCACGCCAUGUGGGCCCCCAGGAACCGGGCUCCGCCACCCCAGCUAUCCAGUGGCCCUGGCCUCAGUGCUGGCCCGGCGGAGAUUCUGCGGACAGACAGGUCCCAAACGCAAGCUGCCUCCCUCCCCCCAUUCAAAUUAUGGGGCUGUGGCAACCUAAAAGAGGGACUGGCUUCGUCACUGAGCCCUCAGACCUCUGCCAGCCACCACCCCCACACCCCUAGCCACCCUUGACAGGUCCUAGUCCCGGCUCCAUCGGUGCUUCCGCCCAGCGGCAGCUAUGCUGCACACCGAGGGCCACGCUCUUCUUCGGGCCGUGGGUCAGGGUAAGCUACGCUUGGCCCGUUUGCUUCUGGAGGGGGGCGCCUACGUGAAUGAGGGUGAUGCCCAAGGGGAGACUGCGCUAAUGGCAGCCUGUCGGGCCCGCUACGACGACCCCCAGAACAAGGCGCGCAUGGUACGCUACCUCCUGGAGCAAGGCGCGGACCCCAACAUCGCAGAUCGCCUAGGACGCACGGCCCUCAUGCACGCUUGCGCGGGCGGUGGGGGCGCCGCCGUGGCCUCUCUGCUUCUUGCCCAUGGCGCAGACCCCUCAGUCCGAGAUCACGCGGGCGCCUCGGCGCUUGUCCACGCCCUGGACCGCGGGGAUCGCGAGACCCUUGCCACGCUGCUGGACGCCUGUAAGGCCAAAGGCACGGAGGUCAUCAUCAUCACCACCGACACCUCGCCCUCGGGCACCAAGAAGACCCGGCAGUAUCUCAAUUCCCCACCGUCCCCGGGGGUAGAGGACCCAGCUCCCGCUCCUCCUAGCCCAGGGGUCUGCACGUCGCCUUCGGAAAUCCAGCUGCAGACCGCAGGAGGAGGAGGACGGGGGUUGUUAUCCCCUCGCGCCCAGGAAGAAGAGGAGAAGCGGGACGUAUUUGAAUUCCCUCUUCCUAAACCCCCCGAUGACCCCUCCCCUUCUGAGCCACUCCCCAAACCACCCCGUCAUCCUCCAAAACCACUCAAAAGGCUCAACUCCGAGCCCUGGGGCCUAGUGGCGCCUCCUCAACCGGUCCCACCCGCCGAAGGGAGGCCGGGGAUCGAGCGCCUGACCGCCGAAUUCAACGGCCUGACCCUGACAGGUCGACCGCGUCUUUCCAGACGUCACAGCACUGAAGGCCCAGAGGACCCGCCCCCGUGGGCGGAGAAAGUGACGGGUGGGGGUCCUCUCUCGCGCCGAAACACCGCGCCAGAAGCUCAGGAGUCUGGCCCUCCUUCCGGGCUGAGACAGAAACUGAGCCGCAUGGAGCCUGUGGAGCUCGAUACCCCCGGAAAUCUUUGCCCCGACUCGCCGGAGUGCAGCCGCUUGUCCCUGGAGCGCCGCCGAUACAGCGCCUCCCCGCUGAGCCUCCCACCAGCCGGCUCGGCUCCCUCCCCGCGCCAGUCCCAAGAGAGUCUGCCUGGGGCUGUGUCUCCACUCAGCGGGCGGAGGCGGAGUCCAGGGCUGCUGGAGCGGAGGGGCUCGGGGACGUUGCUCCUGGACCACAUCGCCCAAACGCGGCCUGGUUUCCUGCCCCCGCUCAAUGUCAGCCCCCACCCUCCCAUUCCCGACAUUCGCCCCCAACCCGGAGGUCGGGCGCCUUCGCUGCCCGCCCCUCCCCAGGCAGGGGCGCCAGGCUCUCCCAGGACCAAGCGCAAGUUGGUGAGGCGCCACUCCAUGCAGACUGAGCAGAUCCGCCUGCUAGGGGGCUUCCAGAGUCUAGGCGGGCCUGGGGAGCCCGGCCGCUGAGAGGAGUGAGAGGAGCCAAGAAGGGUGGGGAUCAGGACCUUGAUGGGACAGAUGGGAGAACCAGCUCACACACACACCACGGACAUAGGGGUCUCUUGCAUGUGCUCAUGGGCACGGUGCACACACACAUGGGUAAACAUGUGUCCACAAGCACAGUACCCAUAUUUGCAGGGAAGGGUAAGUACUCUAUUUAUUGGGCAUAUAGACAUGCAUUCAUGCCCUGGUCACUUCACAUGCAUAUGGAAAUUACUUGUGUACCCACAGGCACGACACACACAGGGCCACUUGUGCUAGGGCCCCAAAAGGGUCCCAAACUCACUUGCAUUUGUUCAAAAGCAGUAGUGAGCCCCUAUUUAUGGGGUAGUCUCAAAUCUCUUUACCCUCCUGCAAUAGCAAUCCCUUGCUUUCCAUGUAUGCCCUGCAACACAGCCCGCUCAUAAUUUUGGACACUCCACCCUCUUCUGAAUCUCCACCCCAUCUGCAGGUCUUGCUUCUCUCUCCAGGACUGGCUUCUUGUUCACACCCUGCUUCCAGCCCUAAACACUUUUCAGGAUAUCUUCUUUACUAUCCUUAGGGGUUUCCUGCAGCAAUCCUAAGCCUCAGUUCUGCUGCUGCCCUUCCUGCUUUCAGCUUUACUUCUUAACUUCCUGCUUUUUCUUCCCACCCUGUUGCCCCAACCAAUACAACAGGUUGUCUCCUUUUCCCAGGGGGUUGGUCAUGGGCUCUAAGCUGCUCUUCUGUCAGAGCUUAUGAACACCCCCACAGGUAGAAGUGGGGAGUAACCCUAAAUCACUUCUCUCUCCACUUGACAUAUCAAAUAAAUGUGUUCAGAA
Vicugna pacos (alpaca) is the source of this 2886-nucleotide messenger RNA. The record is from RefSeq and is a predicted model, not a curated record. Lineage: Eukaryota; Metazoa; Chordata; Mammalia; Artiodactyla; Camelidae.